AGACAGGAGAAAGCGCAAGUCGUGCCUCGGAUUAAAAGGACCUGUCUGGUGUACACACACACACACACACACACACACCUGUUUGGAGAUUGGAAAACAUUAUCAACUCUUGGACAGCUCAGAACUCCAGUUAUCCUACUAAGCUCUAAUACUUCUUUGGCAACACACAUUUAAAUCAGGAUAAAAAUGAAGAUUGCUGUUUUCCUGCCUGUACUUUUACCACUGUUACUACAGAGUGUUCCUGUUACCCCCGUCACGGUCUCCACCUCCAGCCGCAUAGUCAAAGUGGAGGAACACUCAGAGGCCAAGCUUUCCUGUGAGUUUAAGACAGAGAAAGAUCAGAAUCCUCGCAUCGAGUGGAAGAAAAUGGAAGAAAAAGGCACCUCCUUUGUCUACUUUAAUGGCAGCUUCGCAGAAUUUUAUAUGGGACGUGCAAAGAUGGAAGGGGCAACAAUAACAUUACAGAAGGUGACACUGAAGGAUGAUGGAGAAUAUCGCUGUGAGGUCAGCGCUGCUGCUGACGAUGUCCAGCUGGGAGAGACCAUUCUCACUCUAAAUGUGUUGGUACCUCCACACAUCCCGUCCUGUGAGAUCCCGAGCUCUGCGCUGACCGGAUCUAGAGUGGCGUUGCGCUGUAGGGACAAGUACAGUAUUCCUCCUGCAAACUACACCUGGUACAAAGACAAGACGCCUGUCUUUCCACCGCGCCAUACCAAUGCCACUUACUCUGUCAACAAGGAGACAGGCAUUCUUACAUUUCAUGCAGUUACCAUAGCUGACUCAGGACUGUACCACUGUGAGGCCAACAAUCGGGUUGGAAAGCCAAAGAGCUGUGUCGGAAAUCACAUGACGGUUGAUGAUCUAAAUGUUCCAGGGAUUGUAGCCGGGAUUGUCAUUUUUUGCCUGAUCAUAACUUUAUGCACUCUUGGGGUCUGUUAUGCCCACCGACAAGGCUACUUUAACCGGCACAGAGGAAGGUCAUUCUGGAUCCAACAGUGUCAUGGAGUGGCUCACAUCAGCAGCCAGAACCUCAACAGAUCAGAGGACAUCCCCCAUGCUGGUUAUGGACCUCCUUCACAAAAUAUUCAGGACUUCAAACACACACAGUCAUUUAUGCUGUAAGAAGCUUUAACCUUUCCUCAAAUCAGAAACACCCAUGCAGCAUUUACAGCCCUUGGAACCGGAGACCGUCCCUUUGUGCAACUCUCAGUGUUACUGUGGAUAUGAAUGGGACAAGAAGAUCUGAAUUUGUCCCCUUCAUGUACGACUGUUCUGGGGAUAUCUAUCCUCUAAAAAGACUUGGUGUGGUAGUGCUGGAUUGAACCCAACCACUGAAAAUGUGUUAGACCACUGCCCUUCUGCAUUCUUUGCUCACUUCUGCCCUCUGGUGGAUGUAAUACGUACACAAACAUAAUCAUAGCUGAAAUGUGCAACACUUUGGAAGUUUUUUUAUUUUUAUAUUUUAUUUAAAGGGUGAGCCUCCCUAAAAUAUAUUACUAUAAAGAAAAUUAUUACAGAAUUUGAUGUACUUGAUGUUCCCUGCACCUCCCUGUGCCUUGCUAAGGGAGCGUUACUAGGAUGUUCGAUUCACUGGUUGCAUGAAGAAACAACUUGGUCACGAACCAAGAAUUGAGCUUUCUAGAAUGCCUCCCACGAGUGAGAUGAUCUUUUACUGUAUGUAAUUAAGAGUGUAUUUGUAUCUUUUCGUUUUAAUUGUACAGUAACUGUUUAGGUUGAAAUGCAUGAAUGAUUUGCUAUAUAUUUUAUCAGCAUUAAAAAUGAUUGUUUUUGUUUUUUUA
Messenger RNA from Ictalurus punctatus (channel catfish), 1799 nucleotides. It is a transcript of the gene jam2a, whose product is annotated as junctional adhesion molecule 2a. Gene Ontology annotation, biological process: leukocyte tethering or rolling. The transcript has 11 exons. Gene Ontology annotation, cellular component: tight junction; protein complex involved in cell adhesion; cell surface. The coding region runs from base 187 to 1122 and encodes 311 amino acids. The record is from RefSeq and is a predicted model, not a curated record. Lineage: Eukaryota; Metazoa; Chordata; Actinopteri; Siluriformes; Ictaluridae.